Molecule: messenger RNA, 7456 nt
Organism: Lagopus muta (rock ptarmigan)
Lineage: Eukaryota; Metazoa; Chordata; Aves; Galliformes; Phasianidae
Gene: POGZ
Product: pogo transposable element derived with ZNF domain
Exons: 18
Coding region: 1702-5676 (1324 amino acids)
Biological process (GO): regulation of DNA-templated transcription
Molecular function (GO): RNA polymerase II cis-regulatory region sequence-specific DNA binding; DNA-binding transcription factor activity, RNA polymerase II-specific
Source: RefSeq, a predicted model, not a curated record
GCAGCCCCCAGUCAGGGCUGUCUGAUACCUUUCCAACCACGUGAGAGCGUUCACUGAUAAUGAGAUCAUUGGAUCUCAGACCAGAUUCCCAGUCUCAGCUGAAAUUACCGUUGGCUAGGAUUCUUACUAUUACUACUGAAGGAGGCAUUGGAGAGGAGGAUUUCUCCCUUAGGGUGGGGAAAUCUGUAACGAUUCAGCACUGCUGGAUUUCCCCUGCCAAUGGCAAUCGCUCCGAUCAGCUGCUGUGAUCAGCCUCAGGAGUGUGAUGGCUGUUGGCUUUUCCCCCUUGUGUGGCGACAAUGAGCACAAACCACAGCUGAUGGAAAUGAAGGAUGUGUGUCCUGCAGUCCUGCUGGUGUUUGUGUGGGGCUGAGACCGGCGGUUCCAACCCAAGGGAGGGGAAGCACCUUUCUGCGAGGCUCGAUUUCUCCGCACUUUGUCAUUUUUUUCUCUCUCUUUUUCUUUGGCAUCUGUAUUUUCAGCUGCACAUCUGCCAACUGUGUGCUGAAGAGCUAAACGUGGAGCAUUUAUCAUUGGGAUUAAUCAUUUUACUGAGCAAAGGCUUCUUACAUCCCGAAAUAUUCGAGAUCAAAGCUCUGAAAAACAAAGCUGUUGCAUUAUAGAAGAGAGGAGACAUUUUCUUGGUUCGGUUGAUAGAACAGAUGAAAUAUCUGCGCAUAAUGCAAGUUGGUGUCAGAAGAUUCGUGUAACUACAGCCUCUUUAGCAUUUUGUCUUUGCAUCUUCUGAAUAAUUACGAGCUGCUGAAUAAUAUAUUUCUCCCAAUCUGCGCAAAGCCUCCCUAACCUUCCUGCGGAGACAUUUGUGCGCGCUUUAAUUAAUAGAUGGGGUUAUUUAUCCUGUCUGGAGCUGCCCAUCCCCGUGGCCAUGCCGUAAGGAGCGGCUCCUGCUGUCAGUGUCGCCUUUUGCAGGAGGAGAAGCUUUGUGCGAGGAGAUUCCCCACCACGGUUUUGAUUCUGGAGGUUUCUGCAGAGCAGGAAUACAGAAAACCAUAAAUAUGUAUCGUGGGUCGGUCAGCGUUGGAGAUCAGCGCGUCCAUCUCCUAGGAGAUGCUGCCGGGUUUGAUAAGAUUUUGUAAUUAAACAGAAGUUAACGGGCAGAGGGGAGAUGUGGCUCCUUUGGUUCUUGCCUCCCCUGUAGCAGAUUUGUGCACAAACCCCCAUUUCGGAGCUGCAUUUCUGGAGGCUGUUCCCAUCUCGUUUGUCAGCCAGAAAUAAUUUCUGCCUCUUUUGUGUUGUUUUUCUUUUGUCUUAAACAGAAGGAAAUUUGUGUUUGGUGCAGUGGGUGAGGGCUGAGCAUCGGGAGUUUUAUUUCACUUGUUGUAGAGCCUUUCACGGCUCAAUUCCUGCUUCCUACCCUUAAAAUGCCGUUACUGCUUUUCCUCUUCCUAAUAACAAAACUGCAGUGGGUAAAAGGAGCCGGAGAUGUCUUUGAGGUGCCGGAUGACGUGCAGAACGAGAGCCUUUCUGAGCGCCGUGCGGUGCACGUGGUUAAUUGCUCCUUGGGAUUAUGACAGUGAGUUGUGAUUUUUUGUUGUAGAAUGAACUUCAUUUGGUGAGAGACCGGCAUGUUUUCUUCUGUUGGCUGUUCUUUCUGGCUCAUGGAUCACGAGAAUUCUGGGCACGUGAAAUGCCCAACGUGAAACGUUGUGCUCACACUGUGCUGAUCAGCAGAGAUUUGGGAUGGCGGACACGGACCUUUUUAUGGAAUGUGAGGAGGAGGAGCUGGAGCCAUGGCAGAAGAUCAGUGAUGUGAUUGAAGAUUCUGUGGUUGAGGAUUAUAACUCGGUCGAUAAAACUACUACGGCCGGCAACCCUCUUGUUCAGCAAGGCGGGCAGCCCCUGAUCCUCACCCAGAACCCAAGCUCGGGUCUGGGCACCAUGGUGACCCAGCCAGUGUUAAGACCCGUGCAGAUCAUGCAGAAUGCCAACCACGUCACGAACUCCCCGGUGACCAGCCAGCCCAUCUUCAUCACCACCCAGGGAUUUCCUGUGCGGAACGUGCGGCCUGUGCAAAACACCAUGAAUCAAGUGGGAAUCGUUCUGAAUGUGCAGCAGGGUCAGACAGUCAGACCCAUCACCCUCGUCCCAGCCCCAGGUACGCAGUUUGUCAAACCAGCAGUUGGCGUUCCUCAGGUGUUCUCCCAGGUGGCCCAGGUGAGACCAGGUACGACCAUGCCGGUCCGACCCACCACCAACACUUUCACUACGGUCAUUCCGGCCACGCUCACCAUCAGGAGCACAGUGCCGCAGUCCCAGUCACAACAGCAAAGUAAGUCCUCUCCCAGCACCUCCACAACUCCUACUGCAACGCAGCCAACACCUCUGGGACAGUUAACUGUGCAGCAGCCAGGGCAGUCCAGUCAAGCUACUAACCCCAAAUUAGUGAGCAUCGCAAGCUUUGUGACCGUGAAGAGACCUGGAGUGACUGGUGAGAACAGCAACGAGGUUGCCAAGCUGGUGAACACCCUGAACACUGUUCCCUCGCUGGGGCAGAGCCCUGGCCCGAUGGUGGUGUCCAACAGCAGCCCGGUGCAUGGCUCCCAGAGAUCCAGCGUGUCGGAAUCGUCGUCGUCAUCGUCGUCGUUGAAAGUCAGUUCAUCUCCAAUCCCCACCUUUGACUUGCAAGAUGGUGGCAGGAAGGUCUGCCCACGGUGCGAUGCUCAGUUCCGAGUCACCGAAGCUUUAAGAGGACAUAUGUGCUACUGCUGCCCUGAAAUGGUGGAAUUCCUCAAGAAAAGAAAAUCUCUCGAUUCUGAACCAAAUAUCCAAUCUGCAAAGCCUCCAUCUCCAGAAAAAAACACAGCUGUUGCUUCCCCACCCUCUUCCACUCCUAUCCCUGCACUGUCCCCACCUGCUAAAGCUCCAGAGCCAAGUGAAGGCGUGGUUGACUCGUCCCAAAGUAAGCUCAUCAUGUUGGUGGAUGACUUCUACUAUGGCAGAGACGGUGGCAAAGUGAGCCAGCUGCUGAACUUCCCCAAGGUUCCGACUUCGUUCCGGUGUCCGCACUGCACCAAGAGGCUAAAGAACAACAUACGAUUUAUGAACCACAUGAAGCACCACGUGGAACUGGACCAGCAGAACGGAGAGGUGGACGUGCACACCAUCUGCCAGCACUGCUACAGGCAGUUCUCCACUCCGUUUCAGCUCCAGUGCCACUUAGAGAACGUCCACAGUCCCUAUGAGUCAACAACAAAGUGCAAGAUUUGUGAAUGGGCAUUUGAGAGCGAGCCGAUGUUCCUGCAGCACAUGAAAGACACGCACAAGCCGGGGGAAAUGCCCUAUGUUUGCCAGGUGUGCCAGUACCGCUCCUCGCUGUACUCAGAGGUGGACAGCCACUUCCGAAUGAUCCACGAGGACACGCGGCACCUGCUCUGCCCCUACUGCCUGAAGGUCUUCAAGAACGGCAACGCCUUCCAGCAGCACUUCAUGAGGCACCAGAAGAAGAGUGUUUAUCAUUGCAACAAGUGCAGACUCCAAUUCCUGUUUGCCAAGGAUAAAAUUGAACACAAGCUGCAGCAUCACAAAACGUUCCGAAAGCCCAAACAGUUGGAAGGAUUGAAGCCUGGAACCAAGGUGACAAUCAGAGCAUCCCGAGGACAGCCCCGGACGGUGCCCAUCUCUUCGAACGACAUGGGGCAGAGUGCUGGGCAGGACGCCGUGCCGCUCUCCUCUGCUGACCCGCAGCCCAUCUUCCUGUAUCCGCCCGUCCAGAGGAGCGUCCAGAAAAGAGCCGUCAAAAAAAUGAGCGUCCUGGGCAGGCAGACCUGCCUGGAGUGCAGCUUUGAGAUCCCUGACUUCCCGAACCACUUCCCCACCUACGUCCACUGCUCGCUGUGCCGCUACAGCACGUGCUGCUCCCGAGCCUACGCCAACCACAUGAUCAACAACCACGUUCCCAGGAAGAGUCCCAAGUACUUGGCUUUGUUCAAGAACUACACUGCCUGUGGUGUGAAGCUGUGCUGCUCCUCCUGCCUCUUUGCAUCGUCGGAGGGUGAUGUAAUGGCCAAGCAUUUGGUCUUCAACCCAUCACAUGAGUUCAGCAACAUUAUUUUCCGAGGGCCUACUUGGAUAUCACAUUCCAGGCACAUCCAGCCCCAGGACAGAAGCAUGAAGAACACGUGCCCUGCCUAUUCCCCCAGUAAAGCUGCUACUGUGAAAACUAAGUCCGUGUUACCCGCGAAGGAUGACCUGGAGCCCGAAGUGGCACUGGCAGCCCACACCCGGCCCCUGCUCUGCCAGGAGGAAGAGUGCUUGAAUAUCGAUGCUCAGGAAGACGAGCAGCCAAUGAAGGAGGCGGAAGCUGCAAGCAGAAAGGAGCAGCUGUCGGUGAAGAAGCUGCGGGUGGUUCUGUUUGCGUUGUGCUGCAGCACCGAGCAGGCGGCCGAGCACUUCCGGAACCCGCAGCGGCGCAUCAAGCGCUGGCUCCGGAGGUUCCAGGCUUUCCAAGAGGAGAACUUGGCGUCGCUGUCGGAGGGCAAAUACCUGAGCUUGGAGGCCGAGGAGAAGCUGGCGGAGUGGGUGCUCACCCAGCGGGAGCAGCAGCUCCCGGUCAACGAGGAGACGCUCUUCCAGAAGGCCACGAAGCUCGGCCGCUCCCUGGAGGGCGGCUUCAAGAUCUCCUACGAGUGGGCCGUGCGGUUCAUGCUGCGGCACAACCUCAGCAUGCACGCGCGGAGGGCGGUGGCCCACGCGCUCCCCAAAGAGGUGGAGGACAACGCCAGCUGCUUCAUCGAGUUCGUGCAGCGGCAGAUCCACACGCAGGACCUGCCCCUCUCCAUGAUCGCGGCCAUCGACGAGAUCUCCCUCUUCCUCGACGUGGAGGUGCUGAGCAGCGACGACAAGAAGGAGAACGCUCUGCAGACGGUGGGGACUGGCGAGCCCUGGUGCGACGUGGUCCUCACCAUCCUCGCCGACGGGAGCGUUCUCCCCACGUUGGUCUUCUACAGAGGUCACGUCCAGCAGCCCGCCAACGUGCCUGAAUCCAUCAUACUGGAAGCGAAGGAGAACGGCUACAGCGACGACGAAGUCAUGGAGCUGUGGGCAUCGCGAGUGUGGCAGAAGCACACCGAGUGCCAGAACAGCAAGGGCAUGCUGGUGCUGGAUUGCCACCGAACGCACCUCUCGGAGGAGGUACUGUCCCUGCUGAGUGCUUCCAGCACUCUCCCGGCUGUCGUGCCCGCCGGCUGCAGCUCCAAAAUCCAACCCCUGGAUGUUUGUAUAAAAAGGACUGUGAAAAAUUUCUUGCAUAAAAAGUGGAAAGAGCAGGCCAAGGAGAUGGCGGACUCCACGUGCGAUUCGGACAUCCUUCUCCAGUUGGUUUUGUGCUGGCUGGCGGAGGUGCUGGAGGUCAUCAGUGACUCUCCCGAACUCGUGCAGCAGUCCUUCCUGGUGGCCAGCGUGCUGCCGGGGCCGGACGGCACGGCCAACUCGGCCACGCGCAACGCCGACAUGCAGGAGGAGCUGAUCGCGGCGCUGGAGGAGCAGCUGAAGUUGGGCGAGGAGCAGCAGCCGCAGGAGGCGGCGGAGGGAGAGGAUCAGCCCCAGAACGAGGAGUGCGCCGACCCCGAGAUCCUGCACCAGCUCUUCGAGGGGGAGAGCGAGACUGAGUCGUUUUACGGCUUCGAAGACGCCGAGUUGGAUCUGAUGGAAAUCUGAGCACUGAUCUGCGAGCUGGUGAUCUGGAAAGGGUUGUUUUUUCAAUAAAUGUUGGAUGAGACCAUUACACUUCCCUGUGGAUUUGUGGGUUUAGGAAAUUUGUAGGCGAUCACUCAGAUAAAUAGCCAUUUAUGCUGUUCAUUUAUAAGUUUUGUGCUUUUUUAAAGAAAAAUCACUGUGUUGGUAUUUUCUGAAAAUAUAUUGUGGGUGAAUAUUUUUGCGUUUUCUUUACCUCACUGUAUCAUAGUUUUCUGUUUUUAUUGUGCAGAAAUGUUUUGAAUUAUACAUUGUCAAUGUGACCAUUUCUAAAGAAAGGAGAACAGAUGUAGCUGACGAACCGGUAUAUAAACCUUUUGGAUGUCUUAACACAGGUUGUUUUUUUUUAACACUUGACCCGGAGCUUUAGGUUUCUGUGCUGAAUUUAGGUAUGAACGAUUGCUUUAGCGUGUGAACCUCCUACAGUUGGCCCUUGCGAGUUGGGUUUGGUUUGCUUUUUCUUUCUUUUUAAUUUUAUUUUCUUUUAAAGAGUAAUUCCUUGGCUUGUGAGCUGGGACGCGGGAUCCGAGCACAAGCGGAACCGUUUUGCCUGCGCAACGCCGGCGAUGGUUGUGGAGCCCCGGCGCUGCUGCGCGGUCGGGUCGGGUCGGUCCUCCAUGGGAGCCACCGGCAGCACCGCGCUCCAAAGAGUCCCGAGAGUGCAGAUGGAGGAGGGAAGCCGAGGCUGCCUUGGUCUUCCCCUGUAGAUGGGAGCUAAAUGUAUGGACCAUUAAGCGUUGAUUAACGACGAGUAGUUGAUAAACGUGCUUUAAGCAGUGGCAUCAGACACUACGUUCCUUAGCAUUAGAAAUCUGAUUUAACGAAACAAACUGUGACAUGCACAAAAAGAAGACGUUUGUUUUUAUUUUUCACUGCCAGCUUAAAUUUUUCUACAAUUUGCAUGUUUGAGGGUUUUUUAAUUGUAUGUAUUACGGUAUAAGCGGAAGCAUUUUGACAUACAGAAUUCGGAAGCACCUGCACCUUUCUGUUUCCAUAGAGGUUUUGUGAACCUGCCCUAUGACCUAAGGAAAGCAGGAGGCAGCAUGUGCAGACCUGUAAAUGGUUCAUCUUUAAAAUGUACAUACGUGGAACAUUUAAUAAAACCAGGGAAAUGGAUUUAUAAACACGCGUUUUUAUUACGGAGAGCUGCCCAGCCGCUGGGAUGCCGCCGUGCCUCAGGAGGACGUGGAGCAGAGCAGAGCUCCGAGAUUGGAGCGCGGCGUAACGCCUGGGGCAGGAUUCUGUCGGUGGUAGCAAUGCCACCCGUAGCGUUCAUAAACGGUGUGGGGCCGAGAAAUUCCCACUUCCAGAGGAUGUGGCACGAGCUGCACUAAGUGGGUUAUUGCAACGCCCCACUGCCGGAGCAACUCGUGCUCCCGUACAUUUCUCUUUAAUUAGGGCAAGUGGUGAAGCAGCUGUGCAUUUCACUCAGGACUCAGCACAUGGGAAGUGAACAGGCAUCAGCCAGGACCAGAACCAACUCAGGUCCCACAGUGAGUCCUUCAGCUGCCAUCAGCGCCACCUGGGAACACAGAAACCUCCACUACAACACAGAGGGGGAAAAAGCUUUGUCACCUUUGGCAGAAAUGAGCUCACGGUGUAAAAGGAGGCAGUGAAAGAGCACUUUGACCCAAGAUGGUCUGAUAAAGGCACGGCCAAGGGGAGGAGGACUGUAAUUGUCUUCAGUGGAGCACAACGCCUACCAGAAAACGGUUCGGCAAACAAACAACAAAAGAACAUUUUU